Mus musculus (house mouse) is the source of this 3755-nucleotide messenger RNA. It is a transcript of the gene Zfp955a, whose product is annotated as zinc finger protein 955A. NCBI's taxonomy places the organism in Eukaryota, Metazoa, Chordata, Mammalia, Rodentia, Muridae. The transcript is spliced from 4 exons. The record is from RefSeq and is marked validated. Gene Ontology annotation, cellular component: nucleus. Bases 106 to 1743 code for a protein of 545 amino acids. Gene Ontology annotation, biological process: negative regulation of transcription by RNA polymerase II; regulation of DNA-templated transcription.
GGGGCGGUAGUUGCUGCCAUGUUUGGGUCCCAGAAGCCUUGAGAGGGUGCUCCAAGUGCUCCAUCGACCUUGUUGACCGUGCUUUCACUUAGGGAGGACACCUGGAUGCAUCGGAAGCAGAAGAUGGGUCCAGUGACCUUUGAGGACGUGGCUGUGAACUUCAGUCUAGGAGAAUGGGCUCUGCUGGAUUCUUACCAAAAGAAGCUCUACAGAGAUGUGAUGAUGGAAACCUUCAUGAACCUGAUCUCCAUAGGGAAGACAGAGGAAGAAAGUAUGGAUGUGAACUACCCACAGCUCCAGAGAAACUCGAGAAUUCAGGUGGUUGAGAAAUUCUGUGACUAUGAACAUAGCAGUCAGUGUGGAAAGACUCACCAACAGAUGACAGAGCAUAUUGUUAAUGGGGAGAGUCAUCCUGCAGUCAAGGUUUAUGAAAGCAGUGUGAAUGUAAAAGACAUCAAUGGUCACUCAUCCUCAGAUGUGCUCCUUAGAGGUCAAAAUGAAGAGAAACCAUACAGAUGUCAGGAACUCGUGGAAAAAGCUAUCAAACGUGAAAAAUGUUGGAAAGACGUCACCUAUUCUGAAUCCUUCCAUACACUUGAGAGUGUUCCUGCCACAGAGAACAGUUGUGAAAAUACACAGACCUAUGAAUCUUACAGGACUCUUACGCCUCAUCAAGAUUCUAAGAGAGCCCACGCUGGAGAUGAGCUACAUGAGUGUAAACAAUUUGAGAAAACCUUAAAGGGAGAAAGUGAUAUUCAAAUAUAUGAAAGGAUCCAUACUGGAGAAAAACCACUUGAGUAUAAGCAAUGUGGAGAAGCCUUUGUUAAUUCCAGUCACCGGACCAAACAUCAGAGAAUUCACACAAGAGAAAAAACAUACUCAUGUAGACACUGUGGUGAAACUUUCCUGUAUUCCAUGGCCCGUCGUAAUCAUGAAAAAACUCACAAAAGAGAUCACACAAGAGAAAAAACAUACUCAUGUAGACACUGUGGUGAAACUUUCCUGUAUUCCAAGGCCUGUCGUGAUCAUGAAAAAACUCACAAAAAAGAACGGAGUUUCAUAUGUAAGUAUUGUGGGAAAGCAUGCAUUCAUUCUUAUCAACUUCUUCAGCAUGAAAGACGCCAUACUCGAGAGAAACGGUAUACAUGUGCUCAGUGUGGCAAAGCGUUUAGACGGUCCUCAAACCUUCACAAACAUGAAAGAAUUCACAGUGAAAGGAAACUUUAUGCAUGUAAACAUUGUGGGAAGGCCUUUAUCAGUGAGGGCAACUGUUCCAACCAUGAACGAAUUCAUACUGCAGGAAAAACCUACGUUUGCAAGCAGUGUGGGAAAGGGUUUACACGUUCCUUAUCCCUUCAAAAGCAUGAAAGACGCCAUACUCAAGAGAAACAGUAUACAUGUGCUCAGUGUGGCAAAGCGUUUAGACGGUCCUCAAACCUUCACAGACAUGAAAGAAUUCACAGUGAAAAGAAACUUUAUGCAUGUAAACAUUGUGGGAAGGCCUUUAACAUUGCUAGCUACUGUUACAACCAUGAACGAAUUCAUACUGCAGAAAAAACCUACGUUUGUAAUCAGUGUGGGAAAGGGUUUACACUUUCCUCAUACCUUCAAAAGCAUAAAAGAAUUCACACUGGAGAGAAGCCCUAUACAUGUAAAUAUUGUGGGAAAGCCUUCACCCAUCCGGGUGCUCAUCACAAGCAUGAAAAAAUUCACACUAGAGAGAAACCAUAUGUGUGUGUAUAGAGUGUGGGCAGGUAUUCACCUUUUCCAAAUUCCUUCAAAUACAUGAGAGAACUCAUAGUGCUAGAGAGAAAUUCUACAAAUGUAAGCAGUGUGGGAAAGCGUUUGCAUGCUUCUUACACUUUCAAAGGCAUGAAAAAUCUCGGUCAUGGAAAGAAACCCAUUGGGUAGAACUUGUACCUGUGUAAGCUAUGUGUAACUAGUCAACUUGGUUUUGAGACUAUUUGUUUAUCAUUUGUCUCAUUUGCAUGAGGUUUGGGGCAAGAAUACACUCAUGCCUCAGUGGACAUAUGGGGAGCAGCAGACAGCUUUCUGGAUUCAGUUCUCAUAUUUUCGUUAUGUGAGUCCCAGUGAUGGAGCUCAGAUCCUCAGUCUCAGCCACACGACCCUUCUAAGCCAUCCCAUCAGCAUUUAACUUGCUUUUUUUUAAUGAAUGAGAUUUCUUAAAUAGGUUUUAUAUUUUGUAGUUUUCUGUGUAUACUUUCUCCAAAAAACCUCAUAGAUAGUUGAGGCUUGAAAGAUGGCUCAAGAGUGGUUUACCUUCUGUGCUUGCAGAGGACCUGGGUUCAAGUCACAUCAUCCAUGUGGUGACUCCCAGCCAUCAGUAACUCCAGUUCCUGGUGAUCUGACACCCUCUGCUGGGCUCUGAACAUCGCAUACACAUACGUAUAGGCAAAAUACAUAAGAUAAUAAGCCUUUAAAAGAAUGGAGAUAGACUGGGCAUAAUAUAAAACUUAUCAGUACAAUUUCCCCCACAUGUACAAGAGUACAUAGAUGCACACUUGCUCUUGCAUCAGGCAUCAGCGUGUAUCCCUUUUAUUCCAACACUGUGGGGACCGAGGCUAGAAAAUUACAACACUGACUAUAGUGUGAGAUUUAGGAAAAGGCUAUUUCCAUUCAAAUUCAGUGGUUACUGUGAAAACAUGAGAGAUCCAAGUGUGCUGGCACACACCUUUAAUUCCACCACUUGGGAAGAAAGAGUUAGGCAGGUCAGAGCUCCAGGGAUACUUAGACCCUGUUCCAAAAAAAGGGGGGUUAUCAUAACUAGUUCAAGGCCAUCUUGAGCCACAUGAAACUCAGAAAAGAAAAGGACUGUUGUGAAGAGAUAAAUUUUCUUAUAUAAUUGAAUUUUGCAAAAGUGAGUGCAAAUGCCAUAAGCAAAAUAACAUGUGUAAAUGAAAUAUUGAUGACAUGACCUGAAAGAAUUCAUUAAACGUUAUGCAGGUUUAUAAUAUUUGCCUAUUCUUACUCAAGACUUCUUGACUGUAUAUUACUUCUCUUUUCAUUGAAAGCAUAACUUAGUGAAUAAUUUAAGUAUGACUGCAAAUGACUGUCAUCCCUGCUGUAUAAAACUGAGAUGAGAGAAUAAACUUGAGCUCAUAUUUGAAGACCAUGAAGAAACUACCUUAAAGAGAAAAAAGAUGAAUUCUUUGAAUUGUGGUAAUUGAACUUAUGCCAAAUCAGUUGUGUUUCAGUCAGGAAACUGUUAUUUUUUUAUGGGUGGUGUUAAGUCUACUAUAGAGCUAUAUUGAGUUCAUUGAAUUGAAAUGCAUUUAUAAUUUAUAAUUUGGCAGGCUAUAUUUGUAGACACUUUAUAAAAUUGCGGUGAUUUAUUGUGCACGUGUGUCUUUAGGCACGUGGGUCCCAAGUGUUCAUUUGGAUGUCAGGGGACAAUCUUCUUAGCACAUGAGUCAUGAAGAUAGCACUUGGGUUGUUAAGCUUAUGGGCAUGGACAUUUUACCAGCCCUUUAAGUUGUUUUUCAUUAGUUGUAUUUGAUGUGAAAUUAAAAAUGUAUCAGUGUUAGUUUUUUGUUGUGUUGUGGUUUGUUUGUUUGUUUGUUAGUUUGUUUUAAUGCAAGGUAUCCCUGGCUAUCCUAGUACAUGCUCCUUUUACCAGGCUGUGCUCAAACUCAAAAGAUCUGCCUGCCUCUGCCUCCCAAGUGCUGUAUCACAGGCACGCGCUACCACAAUCCAGUGUGAUGCGUAUUUUUCCAAAUAAAAAAAUUGGGGGUUUU